Molecule: messenger RNA, 696 nt
Organism: Gossypium arboreum
Lineage: Eukaryota; Viridiplantae; Streptophyta; Magnoliopsida; Malvales; Malvaceae
Exons: 1
Coding region: 1-696 (231 amino acids)
Source: RefSeq, a predicted model, not a curated record
AUGAAGUUGGGAUUAGACGUCGAUAUCCACAAGCUAGAGGUCGAGAAAUUAAGGAAAGGAAAGAACAAGGCCGAGGAAGAUCUGGAUAGUCUGAAAAGCGAUUACAAGAAGCUGCGCAUGUCGAUAAAAACUGCCAGUUUAGGAAAAAUGUCGGAGCAAUGGCGCCAAGAGAUCAAAGAGGAAAAUACUAGAUCUGACCAUUGGGAGAAAAAGUUUCAAUAUGCCCGAGAACGAGAGGACACUUUGAAAAAGAGUUUGAUAGAAAGUCAAAAAGAAAAAGAGAAGUUACGAGCUCGGGUGGCUGAAUUGGAGAGAUCACUACAUCAACAUCAUGGCCGUGAUUCCGUAAUGGAGCUGAAGGUUAGUCUGAGCAAGAUUGAGGAGUUGAAAGGGAGAGUAGAGGAACUCGAGACUGCGCUGCGAGAUAGUAAAAUUCGAGUAGAACUUCUUGAGGCAAACAACGACCAUUAUAGGGAACAGCUUCACCGCUCUCAAGACCAGAUUAGAGAAAGAGACUAUGUCAUGGGCGAAGCUGUGGCUCAGGUUCGGGAGGUAGCCGAUCACUUGCAAACCUUGGCAGUUCAGGCUGAUGUAUUGAGCUUAAAGUACGAGUCAGAAUCAGAUCGAGGUCGAAACUUAGUUUGGCUUCUUAGGAAAAUUAAGGCUUUAGGCAUUAGGGCGAAGUCGUAUAUGUAA